Coffea arabica (coffee) is the source of this 1089-nucleotide messenger RNA. RefSeq names its product probable aquaporin NIP-type. Gene Ontology annotation, cellular component: membrane. The record is from RefSeq and is a predicted model, not a curated record. Gene Ontology annotation, molecular function: channel activity. NCBI's taxonomy places the organism in Eukaryota, Viridiplantae, Streptophyta, Magnoliopsida, Gentianales, Rubiaceae. Gene Ontology annotation, biological process: transmembrane transport.
CCUUCAAAACUGCAUGAUUUCUUCCGGCCUUUACAACUUGUACUGAUCGCGGAUUGCAAGGUUAUAAACAAUACAUACAAUCCCACGUAUGGCUGCCGGUAUUGAUAGAGUUGAAGAGGAGGAAAUCUCAAGAAUGGAAGAAGGCGUUGAAAGCAACAAGCGGGAAUACGAUUAUCACAAGGGCUUUUUCUCAUCAAAAGAUAUCAUUAUCAUCCUGCAAAAGAUUGUAGCAGAGGUGGUUGGGACCUACUUUGUAAUUUUUGCCGGGUGUGGCUCAGUUGUUGUGAAUAAAAUCUAUGGCAACGUCACAUUUCCAGGCGUUUGCGUGACGUGGGGACUGAUAGUGAUGGUCAUGGUUUACACCGUGGGUCAUGUUUCGGGGGCUCAUUUUAAUCCUGCUGUCACAGUUGCAUUUGCCAUCUUUCGUGGGUUUCCCUGGAGAGAGGUGCCUCUGUACAUUCUGGCUCAAUUGAUGGGCUCGACUCUGGCCAGUUGCACAUUGGCUUUGAUGUUCGAUGUGGCUUCCGACGAUUAUUUUGGUACCGUACCAGCUGGGUCCGAUGGACAGUCUCUUGCCAUAGAAAUUAUCAUCUCCUUCCUAUUAAUGUUCGUCAUCUCCGGCGUCGCCACGGACAGUAGAGCGAUAGGAAACCUGGCAGGAAUCACAGUGGGAAUGACCAUCAUGCUAAACGUGUUCGUGGCAGGGCCAGUUUCGGGUGCAUCGAUGAAUCCAGCAAGGAGCUUUGGUCCAGCCAUAGUUAAGCAUGUUUAUAAAGGCUUAUGGGUUUAUAUAGUUGGACCAAUUAUCGGAACCAUACUCGGAGCAUUUGUCUAUAACUUGAUCAGGUACACUGAUAAGCCGCUCGAAGAGCAUUUGAAAGGCGGAUCAUUUCGCAACAGUCUUUCCAGAAAAUAUUUUGAUAAUUCUAGCUAGGGAUGAAGGCUUGUUUGCCCUGGAGGCUUGGACAUGUAAAUAUUUGAAAAGUAUUUAGUGUCUGUAGCUUUAUUUGCUUCAACUGUUUUGGUUAUGAUUUGUGGAUCUUCUUGUGAAACAUUUGUUUAUUACUCAAUAUGAGGUUUUUUACCCAG